AUGUGUCACGAAGUAGAACACGCCCACAGUGACGACGUCUAUAUGCAGCAGAAUUUUCCUCCGUUGCCAGUUUGGAGAGAAAAGCGCAGAGGCCACGACAUGUCGUCCCCCAGGCAGCAGUCUUCAGUGGGCUUUGCAGGCAGGAAGACUUCUCCCUCCUCUUCGACAGUCCUCAGGCUGGUUUUGCUGGGGAGGGCGGGCAGCGGGAAGAGCUCCACCGCCAACUCCAUCUUGGGUCGCAAGAUCUUGGACUUGAAAGUCAGCAGCGCCUUGGCCGCCCAGCGCAGCCGUAGGGUCAGCGGGGAAUUCCGCGGGCGACAGCUGCUGAUCCUGGACACUCCUGGAGUGUUAGAUACUCAUCAGACCCCCCAGGAGGUGCAGAGGGAGCUGAGAAGGAGCGUCAGCCUUCUGUUCCCGGGGCCGCACGCUAUCCUCAUUGUAAUUCAGAUUGGGAGGUUCACUCAGGACGAGAGGGACGCUUUGUGCCAAAUCAAAGAGGCUAUGGGCUCCCACGCUCUGAGCUUCUCCGUGGUUGUCUUCACCCAUGGAGACCGUCUGGAAGAGGGGGCGUCCGUUAAGCACCGUCUCAUAGACGAGUGCCGGGAUCUCGCCGAGCUCGUAGCCUCAUGCGGGGGCAGGUACUGCGUGUUUGACAACCAAAGCCCCAACAACAAGGAGCAGGUGUCCGAGCUGCUGGCCCUGGUGGACGGCAUGAUGCGGGACAACGGAGAGAGCUGCUACACCAGCAAAAUGCUCCAGAGGGCAGAGGAAGAGCUGGCCCAUCAGCUGCGGGAGGAGAGGAUGCUGCGGGCCGAAAAGGACGAGCUGCUGAAGAGGAAGCAGGAGGAGGCCGUGAGAGAGUGGUACGAGAAGGAGCUGGGACUGAUCGAGCAGAAGAACCGGAUGGAGUGGGAGGAGCUGAAAAGGAAACUGGAGCUGGAGAUGGAGAAGGAGACUAAAGAGGCAAAAGAUCGUGAAGAGGCCUUCAGGCAAGAGCUGGAGGAGCAAAAGGCUCAAGAGGUGACGAUUCUGAGGGAGGUGGAGAGGAGGAAAAGGGAGGCUCUUCAGGGGAGGCUUGACAAGGUUUCCAGAAUGUUGGAGGAGCAGGUUGAGCGGGAGCAGAAAACAAGACAGUUGAUUGAGGAGAGGAUUCAGAGGGAAAAGGAGGAAAGUGAAAGAAGAGAGAGAGAGAGGGAGCUUCAGCAGAUCCAGAUGGAACAGGCCAUCAGGCAGAGGGAAGAAAUGGAGAGAGACGCUUUGCAGAGGGAGUUUGAAAAACUCUUUCAGAGUCUGGAGGACCUGAGCAGGAAAGAGGAGGAGAAGAAGAAACAAAUGGAUAGCAUGCUCAGGCGCGAGAGGCUGGAGAACCAGAGAGAAAUGGACAUACAGAUGGAGCACCUCAGAGCAGAGAAACGCAAAUCAGAGGCCCUCAAGCGGGAGUUAAAGCUACUGAAAAUCAAGGCGGAGCAGCAAAAAGCAGCUGAGGAAGGUGCCAAGAGGCUACUGGAGGAGAGUCUGCAAAAGGAGAGGGAGAGGUGUGCCACGGAAAUGUUCUCACUGAAGAAACUGUGCGGCAGGAAGUGUGCAGAGAUGUUUGAGAAGGUGUCUGCAGAAAAGCACUGGACAGUGACUGGAUACGUGCAGGAGAUGGGACUGUUGGGGCUGAAUGCAGCUCUAGAGAAGGUUGGAGCUCCGUGCUGCAUACAGUGA
Molecule: messenger RNA, 1710 nt
Organism: Menidia menidia (Atlantic silverside)
Lineage: Eukaryota; Metazoa; Chordata; Actinopteri; Atheriniformes; Atherinopsidae
Source: the annotation of a GenBank genome assembly